AUGUUCAAAUCCAUGUCCGCAGCACGCUUCGCUCCUCUCUUGAGAACCCGGGUGGCGACACAGACCACACCUAGCUUCCAAGCAAUUCGCUGCAUCUCAGCUACAGCCCCAUGCAACAAGGGACCUAUUGAUUUGACAAAGGAGACACUAAAGAAGGUCGAUCGGACCGUUGCUGAUGCAGCAGUCAAGGGCAUUAAUACGGGUGAGAAAGUCACCCACAAGGUUAAAGAUGUCGUUGGCUCAGUGAAGGAAAAGGGAGGAGAGGUCAAGGGCGAGGCGGCCGAAUAUACAGGCAAGAGCAAGGGCAAGGCAGCAGAAGCACUAGGUGAAGCUAAGGGUGCCGUUGGCCAAGCAAAGGGAAAGGGUGAAGAGUUGAAGGGCGAGGCGGCCGGGUAUGCGGACAAGGGCAAGAUCAAGGCAGAAGAAGCAUUGAACGAAGCCAAUGAAAAGACAAAAUACUAG
Penicillium vulpinum is the source of this 462-nucleotide messenger RNA. RefSeq lists its product as uncharacterized. The transcript is spliced from 2 exons. NCBI's taxonomy places the organism in Eukaryota, Fungi, Ascomycota, Eurotiomycetes, Eurotiales, Aspergillaceae. The coding region runs from base 1 to 462 and encodes 153 amino acids. The record is from RefSeq and is a predicted model, not a curated record.